AUAAGAGCAUCAGCGGGUGUUGUGGAAAAUGAAAAAGGGGAAAUAUUGGUAUGCAAAAGAGCAUCACACAGACAUUUAGCAAAUAAAUUAGAAUUUCCUGGCGGUAAAAUCGAUAAUGAUGAAACACCUGAACAAGCAUUAAAAAGAGAAUUGUUUGAAGAAGUAGGUGUAGAAGUUAAUGUUCAAAAUGAUAAAGAAAUAAAACUAAUUAAAGAUGUAUGUUAUGACUUUGGCGAAAGAGAGUGUUUAAUAUAUUUCUUUAAAAUAGAAAAAGAUCAAUGGUCUGGAAAUGUUAGUGGAAAAGAAUCACAACCAAUUUACUGGAUGAAUUUACAUCAACUUCAAGAAAAAUCAGAUGCAUCAGAAUUUCCUGAACCAAAUAAAAUUAUAAUUAAUAUUUUAAAC
Dictyostelium purpureum is the source of this 405-nucleotide messenger RNA. RefSeq lists its product as uncharacterized. The transcript has a single exon. NCBI's taxonomy places the organism in Eukaryota, Evosea, Eumycetozoa, Dictyosteliales, Dictyosteliaceae. Gene Ontology annotation, biological process: DNA repair. The annotation marks the transcript as partial. Gene Ontology annotation, molecular function: 8-oxo-GDP phosphatase activity; 8-oxo-7,8-dihydrodeoxyguanosine triphosphate pyrophosphatase activity; 8-oxo-7,8-dihydroguanosine triphosphate pyrophosphatase activity. The record is from RefSeq and is a predicted model, not a curated record.